Messenger RNA from Naegleria lovaniensis, 1887 nucleotides. RefSeq lists its product as uncharacterized. The coding region runs from base 1 to 1887 and encodes 628 amino acids. Lineage: Eukaryota; Heterolobosea; Eutetramitea; Acrasida; Naegleriidae. The record is from RefSeq and is a predicted model, not a curated record. Gene Ontology annotation, biological process: cilium assembly; protein dephosphorylation. Gene Ontology annotation, molecular function: protein tyrosine/serine/threonine phosphatase activity; protein tyrosine phosphatase activity. The transcript has 3 exons.
AUGUCAUCAUUUUCAGCAACACCGUCCCAACCUUAUCCAAUGAAAAGCUCUCUUUCAAGCCGAAGGAACUCAAGGGUUGUUUUCUCGGGACCUCCAAGCUUCUCCGAUCAUACGGCCAGCAACGACUUUUCCUACUUCAUCUCUCCCACUACGGUCCAUCACCAACAUCAUCAUGGGUUCUCUUAUAAAAUUUCAACACCUCAACAACAACAGUCUUCUUUCACCACACCUCAUGGUAUCAUCAACCACCUUUCAAGAGAUACAAUUCAAGAAAAUACAUUCGCUGACAAACAAAAUAAAAACAGUGACCACGCUCCCACUCCGAAUGCUGAGGAGGAGUCCAUUACAUUCAUGAAUAGCAACACAAUCAUUUCGGAAGAUCAACAAUGUUUCCUUGAAAAUAAUGCACCGUCCAAACCCUUAUCGGAAAAGCGUUUUUCUAAAACUUCAAAUUCUAUCAACAGCAUGAAAAAGUAUGUAAUUAGUAGGGGAGAGAUAAUGAAUUAUACUUCACCAAGAGGAGCCCCUCUCGCUAAAAGAAAGCACAAUAUAAUGACUGAGUUUCAUCCGUUACCUUCAACUCUGGCGCUUGUACCAAUAACCAACACAACAACCUUCUUUAUGAAACUGCAUUGCUCGUUUUGUGGAGGAAAAAAUUGUAAAUACGAAGAUUAUUUAAAAACUCCCCCAAACGAAAGUCAACUUAAAGAAUUGCAAAAAACAAGUUUAAGCAACCUAUUGGGGACACCACGACGGCGACGAAAGUAUUGGGCCAUUGAGGGCUUAAAUUCACAUUACGUUCUUGACAAUAUAAUUGCCUCGCAACGACCGUCCUCAAGAUUGGUUCAAAAACAUCACAUUGUUGACCAAUUUAAAAAACAGAAUAUUGUAGCUGUAGUUAAUCUUCAAGAACGAGGAGAGCAUCCUUAUUGUGGAGACGGAAUUUUGGAAAAAACUGGUUUUUCCUAUGACCCUGAGGAAGACUUUAUGAAAAACAAGAUUUCAUAUUAUAAUUUUGCAUUUCCAGACAUGAGUAUUCCAAACUUUGAUGAAAUGUUGGCUAUUGUAAAGGCAAUGAAAAUGGACGGAGAAAAAGGAAAGGUCUUGGUUCAUUGUCAUGCAGGCCUUGGAAGAACGGGGCUAGUCAUUUGUUGCUACUUAGUGUACACCAAGCAUUUUUUCUCUUCGCGGAAAGCCAUAGAAUUUGUGAGAAGCAAACGACCUGGAAGCAUUCAAACCAAGUCCCAAGUGAAAUUUGUAUAUGAUUUUUUAGCAUUCCUAAUGGAAAAUAGAACAGUUUUUGUGUGCAAAUCUUUGAAAUCAGUUAUGGACAAGCAAAGGAUCAUUGCAUGCGGCUCUGAAUAUUUGCUGCUACAACGAGUUCCAAAGCUUGUUCAUGAAACGUGUAGCAAAAUGUCACACAUUAUUUUCGCAACUCAGGACUUGUCUCAAUUUUUAGUGAACUUCUUUACAUUCAAUCCUGACUCACUGUUUCAAAAAAUUGAAGCUUUCAAGGAGAGUUUGAAUCAUGAUGACUGGACCUCACUGCGAAAAUGCAAUUCUUUUCCGACUCUAGUGUAUUUGUUAUUGGAUUGGUUCGAGGUAUUCAGUGAACCUAUCAUAUUUACCAAAGAUUUGAAUCCAAGCUGUGCCGAUGAAUUAGGUCCCUUAUUGCUUGCAAAGAAUAGAUUUGUUGAAGUGGAAAUCAUCAACACUUUAGUGAGAACGUUUUCACAAUUAUACAGACGAUUAACUCAUCAUUCUCUUGUGGACUCCUUAAUGUUGUUAAUAUUUUCCAAGAUGUGUAAGGUUUCGUUGGACUGCAAGGAUCCAAUUUUCAUGUCAUUUCAAAAACAAAUGAAGAAGGGGACCACCAUUAAGGUGUAA